CUUCGUUAUAAUAUCUGGCAGUGCUGGUUACUGUUCUUGCUGUCUACGGCGACAAGGGCACAUAGGGUCACACGACUGCCUACCCAGAUUGCUCAGGAUCUCUCCUAUUUUGACACUACCCUAGAAACAUGGACGGCUCCGUAAGAGGCAUGCCACUGAUAGCGGAUGACGCUCCUGCUCAGGGGGAUGACAACGAGUGCCAUCGGUGUGGAAAGGGGUUCGUACCGCUCAUAGUAAGAAGUAGGCGCUGUGCGCAUUGCGGAUAUGCCUAUUGUCAUAGUUGCUCGGAGAAUCAGGCGCUCAAGCAGAGGGUAGAUCAUACGGGAUACGAGCCCGUCAACGUCUGCGCGUAUUGUAUGGAUAACCUAACCCUCACAACUUUCGGCCGGAAUCAGCUCAAACAGCAGUCCAUCGCCAAGCUCAAAGCAUAUCUUGCCGCAUAUGGUAUAGCCAUUCCACCAGGCGUAGCGGAAAAGAGCGACCUCGUCGACCUUGUCCUCUCCGCCCGGACAGACGGGUUCAUGCCCGCUCAAAUGGUGAGGUACUACCGGCGACAUUCCAUUCCUAUUCGACAGGGAGAUAGGAGUGGGCGAAGGCCAUCCGCGACCUCAACGCAGGGGUCAGGGACUGGGGGAGGAUUCAGCUUUUCUGACACGCUGGAAGGGUUGGGAGAUACGAUUGGGGGUUUGUUCACCGGUGAGGGUGGGCAGGGAGAUAGACGUCCACGCCCGCCACCGCAGCAACAACAGCAACGUCGCCCUCCUCCCCCUUCCCCUCCUAGGCAGCAACAGCAGAGACCAAGCCCUCGACCGCCUCCGCAACAACAACAGCAGCGCUAUGCUCCCCCGCCUGGACCGCCUCCUCCCCGCCAGACACGACCACCUCCGCGCCCACCCAGCCAGCCCCCACCCUUGGCGCCGACCAGCACACCCGCGCCCGUCCGUCCUCCAACCCCGACAAUGGACGAGCUCGUUUCCCUCCCUGCUGAAUCGCUCGGAUCACUCUCUAUCUCCGCACUCAAGGGCGUCUUGGAGCACAAUCACGUAAACACCCACCUACUGGUAGAGAAAGCCGACCUGGUGCUGAAAGUGCGCACCCUGGUCGAGCAGGAAAAACGGGAACGGGCGCGCAUAAUGAGAGUCCACGAGCUGGAAGAAGAACAAGAAAGACUCAGGGAGAGCGAGAUGGAGGAGAUCAGGCGAGCGGAAGCAGCGAGCAGGGAAACGCAUGAGCAGGAACGAAGAGCGACAGCCGAGGCGACGCGCACGGUCACCGAGGGCCAUCCGGGGGUCAUCAUCGAAGUCGAGUCCCCUGACAGCCCGACGUCGACCCCAAACCAGGAAAGCCAGCCAGCACGUAGCACGGACCAUCUAGCAGCAAGCCUCACCCCGGAGGAAGCGGCUUCUAUCCCUCUCCCACAAUCUCCGCUGGUCACGCCGUCCUUGUCCCCAACGCCUGUCCCCCCGAAGGCUGACCCCCUCCCCACCACGGCGUCGGACGCAGGGACUCGACACAAGAAGAGCCAGUCCGGGAACGUAGACUACGAUCUGAGCCUUAUUGGUAGAUGCGUGGUGUGUCAGGACGAGGAAGCGAAUAUCGCCCUUGUUGACUGUGGUCAUCUCGCGCUCUGCAUGCCUUGUUCUGAUCUCAUCAUGAAAUCCACCCGAGAAUGUCCCCUCUGCAGAACGAGGAUCGUUACUGAGCAGCGGCUGUUACGCAUAUAUCGAACCUGAAGUCCCAUCAUCUCUUUCCCUCACUCGCGCAAUCGACAAAACCGUUCCUGGGUUUCCGUCAAUGUUGUAUUUGUACACUAUAUGCGCUCAAAUUGUAGAGAGAGAAA
Messenger RNA from Dacryopinax primogenitus, 1840 nucleotides. RefSeq lists its product as uncharacterized. Bases 129 to 1733 code for a protein of 534 amino acids. Gene Ontology annotation, molecular function: metal ion binding. NCBI's taxonomy places the organism in Eukaryota, Fungi, Basidiomycota, Dacrymycetes, Dacrymycetales, Dacrymycetaceae. The transcript has 4 exons. The record is from RefSeq and is a predicted model, not a curated record.